Molecule: messenger RNA, 2018 nt
Organism: Musa acuminata AAA Group (dessert banana)
Lineage: Eukaryota; Viridiplantae; Streptophyta; Magnoliopsida; Zingiberales; Musaceae
Product: probable protein phosphatase 2C 30
Exons: 5
Coding region: 657-1934 (425 amino acids)
Biological process (GO): peptidyl-threonine dephosphorylation
Cellular component (GO): nucleus
Molecular function (GO): cation binding; protein serine/threonine phosphatase activity
Source: RefSeq, a predicted model, not a curated record
UACAAAUUUUCUUAUUGUUUUCUUUGAAUAGGAAGUACCCUUCGCCCCGUCCACGUUCGCUGUUCCCACGCACAUAAAAAAGAGGGGAGAAAUGGGGGAAAAGAAGUCGUGUAAGGCGCUGGAUGUUCCACGUUGCGGGAUCAGCGACCCUUCGAUCGAAGCGCCAGACGAGUCCUGGCCGACCGAUCGAUUGGAGUAUGAACAAUGAAACGAGGAUCCUCGGGGACCACAAACGUGCGAGAAAAAACCCACGACGCUUGCCACGCGUCCCGACAGCGGAGCGAGAGACACCAGACGGACAGCGAUGGACGGUAGCGAUACGUCUGUUCUGGUGGGAAAAGCGAAGCACGUGGAAGCCAGCCGUGACGCAUGCUUUAACUACACGUUUCUCGUUCGGCCUGCCGUUCGGUUCGCGAUGACGACGUGUUGCGUGUGGGACCCUUGGUGGAUCCAUCGCCCUCUCGAACUAGGUCUCGAGGUGUCGGGGUUACGAGUAUGACACGUAUGUUUCUGCCACCACGGCCGACCAUCGCCUCCCCCGUCCUCUCUUUUUAUCUUCCACCGAUUCGAAUUCGAAAGGAAUCGAAGCGACGAAGAAAAGAGAGAAAGGAAACGGGUCGAUACCUUGUUUUAAUUUCGUCGUGCGUACCUCGGUAAUGGUGGAUAUCUGUUGUGGCGUGGUGAACUGCGGCGCCGAGGCGGCGGCGAUGAGGUCCGCGGAGCCGGGAUCGGGAGGGGCCAGGCGGCGCCGGAUGGAGAUCCGGCGGCUCAGGUUCGACGCGGAGUCGGAGGCACCAGCGGUGGAGGACGAACCAAGUGGAAAGCGGCAGAGGAUGGACGGCGGCGCCGCUGCAGGGAGCGCGGAGAAAUCCGGGUCGACGUCGGGUGGGGGCUCCAGUCCCCAGCAUACUGUGGCCGCGCCGGAGGAAUUGGAUCUGUCCGAUCGUUUCCCGAGGUUCGGGAUGGCGGCGGUAUGCGGGCGGAGGAGGGACAUGGAGGACGCCGUUUCCAUUCGUCCCGAUUUCGUUGGGGGAGACCAUCGAGUACCAGCGAGGCACCAUUUCUUCGGCGUCUUUGAUGGCCAUGGCUGCUCCCACGUGGCCUCGGUCUGUAAGGAUCGGAUGCACGAGGUGGUGGCGGAGGAGGUGGAGACGCUGGCGCCGUGUGCCGGCACGCCGUCGCAGGCAUGGAGGGUGGCGAUGGAGAGGAGCUUCGCCCGGAUGGACUCGGAGGCUGUGGACGGUGGCGGCAGGCGACCGAGCCCGGACUGCCGGUGCGAGCUCCAGCCGCCGAGGUGCGAGCACGUGGGGUCCACAGCCGUAGUCGCCGUCAUCGGCCCUACCCGGAUCGUCGUCGCCAACUGCGGCGACUCCCGCGCCGUCCUCUGCCGCAACGGCGCGCCCAUCCCCAUCUCCUCCGAUCACAAGCCGGACCGGGAGGACGAGCUGCAGCGAAUCGAAGCCAUCGGGGGCCGGGUGAUCUAUUGGGACGGGGCGAGGGUUCUCGGAGUUCUCGCCAUGUCUCGAGCCAUAGGAGACAGCUAUUUGAAGCCGUACGUGGUGUCGGAGCCGGAGGUGACGGUGACGGAGAGGGAGGAAGGCGACGAGUGCCUGAUCCUGGCGAGCGACGGGCUGUGGGACGUGGUGAGCAAUGAGACGGCCUGUGGCAUCGCAAGGAUGUGCCUGCGGGGGGGCGGCGACGACGAAGAGGAGGAAGGAGGCGGCGGUGGUGAUUCGUUGUGCUCGGACGCCGCUAUACUGCUGACUAAGCUGGCCUUGGCGAGGCAGAGCGCGGAUAACAUCAGCGUGGUGGUCAUCGACCUGCGAAGCAAGCCAAAGCGGAGGAGGACGGCGACGGCGACGGCGACGGCGACGACGACUAGGUUGCCUUGCAACUUCAUGAUUGGUUGGUGGUGGAGAAAGACGAAAGAGUGAGGACGAGGCAUACUAGUGAGUUGGUCAGAAUGCACUUUUUUGUUGUUCUAUUUGUCGAUUAUAAUUGUCGAUAUAUUUUAUUUA